UUCAAUGUGAUACUUGUUUUGUAUUUUAACUGAAUUCUGCUUCCAAAUAAGAAGAAAAAAACACAAACAACAAUUCAGGCCAUUGGCAAUAGACAUUAGCAACAGAGCUAACACUGGUUAGGCUAAAUGAAUACAGAAUGCAGCGAGUGAUAGUGGCCGUCGAUUUAGUUUGACUUGUAAAGUCCACAUGUUAACUUAUAAGUCAAAGGAUAUCUAUCCACGUAAUAAUACAGUUGCUGCAUCGUUGUCUAAUCAUUCACGUUUAAACUACUGCUUAAAAGCUAGCUAGGUUUCUCAAGGGAAUAAUCCAUUGUAGCGAAUAGCUUCAUAGCUAGCUAGCUAGCUAAAUGUGGGAAAUUCAGCAUGUGGGCUAGCAAAGCGAGCAACAUGUCGUGUGUCUUCUGAAAGCAGUGAAGUAAUAUCAUUUUAACAGACACAGACGACACACCGAUUGUUAUCUAACGUUAACUAAAGGUAGCUAGGGUAAGUUAGAAGUAAUAGCCAGCUAUCUUAGUACUUCUGAGUGGACAAGCGGCAAGUCAAGCUAACGCAUUUGCUGCGUGGCCGAGAUGACCACCUCGAUGAUAGUCCCUGUCAUCGAUGUACAGAGCAAUAACUUCAAGGAGCUAUGGCCAGCAAUGUUGUUGGCGAUUAAAACAUCCUCUUUCAUUGCUGUGGAUACAGAGUUAAGUGGGUUGGGAAGCAGAAAGGCUUUACUGGCAGAAUCAAUCGAAGAUCGGUACAAAGCCAUAUGCCAUGCGGCUCGCACUCGCUCUAUUCUGUCUCUGGGAAUUGCGUGUUACAAAAAAAUCGAGAACAAACCAGAUGAUACCUACCUGGUGCAGGUGUAUAACCUGACACUGCUCUGUGCAGAGGAGUACAUUAUCGAGCCCCAGUCUGUGCAGUUCCUGGUUCAGCACGGAUUCGACUUCAACAAACAGUACGCCCAGGGCAUCCCUUACUACAAGGGCAAUGACAAGGGUGGGGAUGUCCAUGGGCAGAACAUCCGGACCUUGUUUGUGGAGCUGCUCCGUGCCCGCAGGCCGCUGGUGGUGCACAACGGCCUGAUCGACAUGGUCUUCCUGUACCAGUGCUUCUACGCCCACCUGCCCGAGCGGCUGGGAACCUUCACCGCCGACCUGUGUGAGAUGUUCCCCGCCGGCGUCUAUGACACCAAGUACGCCACCGAGUACGAGCUGCGCUUCUCCUCCUCGUACCUGGAGUACGCCUACAAGAAGUGCAAACUGGACAACUGUAAGCUUGUGACGGCGGGGGGGAGCAGCCCCAUCCUGUUCCUGGAGUUCUGCAACUACUCAGGACAUCUGUGCAGCUACGUGGACUACCGGCCGUGCUUCGAGGAGUCCAGCCAAGACGGGCCGCAGGAUGUCUGCCUGCGCUUCUCCGCCUACGGCUGGUGCCCCAAUGGAUCCAGCUGUCCCAUGUCCCACAACACGGACCUCAUCAUUCGGCAGGACGAGAAGACCAAGGAGAACAAGAGGAAGAGGAGGAAAAAGAGGAAGCAGAAGGCAGGGGUCCAGGACAAAGACUGCCUCUCCCCUAACAAGAAGCCAUGUCUGGAGGAUGGAUCCUCGGAGCCAAAAGAAGAGGAACUGGCCACUGGGACGUGCCCCAUUGCUGAGGCGGAACCAGUGAACGACCAACCCCAGGUGGAGGAGGAGUGCCCGGCUGACACACAGAUGUCGAUCGAUGAGGGAAACGGUGGUAAUGGGGUCUGUGAGCCGCAGUCCACGCCAGCAGAGGGAGCUGAUGAGAUCAACCCGCCGGGAGGGAAGACGACGGCUCAGGCGAAGAAGGCCGAGAGCGGCACCCACCGGGCGGGAUUCGACGCCUUCAUGACCGGGUACAUCUUCUCCUUCGCCUGCACCCUGAAUCACAGCCCAAACCAGCCCAGCUCAGAGACAGAGACCCGCCUUCCCGAGUGCCUGAACAAGCUCUAUCUCAGUGGAAAGUCAGUCCCCCUGCAAAUUGUGAAGAGCACCUUCUCCAAGUCCUCCAAAGCCCACACCCACAAGAUGGAGGUUGUCUGGCGGAAGAGCUGAUCUAGCAGUAUGGUGGUGUGAACUUUUCUGUGGUUUUUUUAUUUCUUGGCUAGGGGGAAAUGUUUUUUUAAUAGAAUUUGGUUGAAAGGACUUCUCGUACACAAGGUUAACAAGGACCAGGUUGGUGAAUAAAUUAAACACAUUUUUUUUUGUCA
Molecule: messenger RNA, 2215 nt
Organism: Conger conger (European conger)
Lineage: Eukaryota; Metazoa; Chordata; Actinopteri; Anguilliformes; Congridae
Gene: toe1
Product: target of EGR1, exonuclease
Exons: 7
Coding region: 570-2060 (496 amino acids)
Biological process (GO): snRNA 3'-end processing
Cellular component (GO): cytoplasm; Cajal body
Molecular function (GO): metal ion binding; 3'-5'-RNA exonuclease activity; snRNA binding
Source: RefSeq, a predicted model, not a curated record